This is a messenger RNA of Schizophyllum commune H4-8, 552 nucleotides long. RefSeq lists its product as uncharacterized. The record is from RefSeq and is a predicted model, not a curated record. Bases 157 to 417 code for a protein of 86 amino acids. NCBI's taxonomy places the organism in Eukaryota, Fungi, Basidiomycota, Agaricomycetes, Agaricales, Schizophyllaceae. The transcript has a single exon.
AAGAAUGCGCUAUGGUCUACAGUGACAGCAGUGUGAAAUAUCGCGACGCCUCGACACUCUUGCUCAUGCACGCGUUGGUAAUUGACGAGAUCUCGAACGAAGUCCUUUCGCAGAUCCUAGGGGAACGCUCGCACCUUCAAGAGUGUCUCUUCUCAAAUGGAACUCCCACGUCUUGUCGUGGAACUCUGGCAAGCUGUGCCCUGCGUCUGCGGUGCUUGGCGGGCUGACGCGCAAAACACACCGCGCUUCUGGACGCACUACCCCUUCAUGAACUCGCUUGCGCCCAAGAGACACUCGCCGCAUUCUACCCCUUCCGACUUCUAUGCAGAACAAGCGACACUGUCUUGCACCCUUUGUCUCCUUUUGUCGCCCACCGUAUGUCAUGAUCAAAUUUCGGAGCAAUUUCUGAAGGAUUAGGGUGCGCACGCCUCACGCUGGCAAUGAAUAACCCUAGGGUAUACCACCUGUGCGUUCGUCCACGCCAUGCCACGGUACGAGUUGCCUGGUCUGCAGUGUCACGUAGCUCCUUGACAAUCUAGCAACAUCUCCCAC